AUGCCCGCCUCCGCCCCGAAGACUGAGAUCCCGUCCGAGUACCGCAUCUCCGAGAAGUGGGACAAGUGCAUCGAGAGCUUCAUGGUCAACUUCUCGGCCGGCCUCGUCGCGGGUGGCUUGACGUCGCUUGUGCUUGCGCGUACGGGCGCGGGCCGCUCGGCCUUGACGGGCUUUGGCGCGGGUGCUGGCGCUGGCGCGACCUGGACGACGUGCAGCUUGGCGUUUGAAGAAGAGGCCAAGAAGAGCGACAACUAA
Molecule: messenger RNA, 255 nt
Organism: Saprolegnia parasitica CBS 223.65
Lineage: Eukaryota; Oomycota; Saprolegniomycetes; Saprolegniales; Saprolegniaceae
Exons: 2
Coding region: 1-255 (84 amino acids)
Cellular component (GO): mitochondrial inner membrane; MICOS complex; mitochondrion
Source: RefSeq, a predicted model, not a curated record